Molecule: messenger RNA, 1440 nt
Organism: Leishmania major strain Friedlin
Lineage: Eukaryota; Euglenozoa; Kinetoplastea; Trypanosomatida; Trypanosomatidae
Product: putative adenylosuccinate lyase
Exons: 1
Coding region: 1-1440 (479 amino acids)
Biological process (GO): IMP biosynthetic process
Molecular function (GO): N6-(1,2-dicarboxyethyl)AMP AMP-lyase (fumarate-forming) activity
Source: RefSeq, a predicted model, not a curated record
AUGUCACUGCCUUCGGCACAAGAAGCGGCGGCGCCAUCUGUGACCACGACGGCACACAAGGCCCCUGCGGAGAUCAGUCAAGACAACCCCCUCUACUCGCUCUCUCCUCUCGAUGGUCGCUACAAGCGUGACACGGCCGCGCUGCGCGCCUACUUCUCCGAAUACGCGUUAUUCAAGUAUCGCGUGCAGGUGGAGGUGCUGUACUUCCAAGCGCUGUGCAAGGAGGUGCCGGUGAUCACGCAGCUUCGCGGCGUCACAGAUGCGCAGCUGGAGAAGCUGCGGGCAACCACCUUCGAGAACUUCACAGUGGACGAUGCCCGGAUGAUAAAGGACAUUGAGGCGGUCACGAACCACGAUAUCAAGGCAGUGGAGUACUACCUGAAGGACAAGAUGUCUGCCUGCGGCCUCGAGGCCGAAAAGGAGUUCAUCCACUUUGGGCUAACGUCGCAGGACAUCAACAACACCUCGAUUCCGAUGCUCCUGCGCGACGCUCUGCACCACCACUACAUCCCAACGCUGGAUCAGCUGAUCGCGCACCUCAAGAGCAAGCUGCCUGAGUGGGAUGUCCCGAUGCUGGCCCGGACGCACGGCCAACCGGCGAGCCCGACGAACUUGGCGAAGGAAUUCAUGGUGUGGAUUGAGCGGCUGGAAGAGCAGCGGACGAUGCUGCUGAGCAUCCCAAACACAGGCAAGUUCGGCGGCGCUACCGGCAACUUCAACGCGCACCUCUGUGCGUACCCUGGCGUAAACUGGCUGGAGUUUGGGGAGCUCUUCCUGAGCAAGUACCUUGGCCUUCGCCGCCAGCGCUACACAACUCAGAUCGAGCACUACGACAACCUCGCCGCCAUCUGCGAUGCGUGCGCGCGGCUGCACACAAUCUUGAUGGACCUGGCCAAGGACGUGUGGCAGUACAUUUCACUCGGCUACUUUGAUCAGAAGGUGAAGGCGGGCGAAGUCGGCAGCAGCGCGAUGCCGCAUAAGGUGAACCCGAUCGACUUCGAGAACGCUGAGGGCAACCUGGGCAUGAGCAACGCCGUCCUCGGUUUUCUUUCAGCGAAGUUGCCCAUCUCCCGUCUGCAGCGCGACCUCACAGACAGCACGGUGCUGCGCAACCUCGGCGUUCCGCUUAGCCACGCCCUCAUCGCGUUUGCCUCCCUGCAACGCGGCAUCGGCAAGCUCCUUCUCAACAAGGACGUCAUCGCCGCGGACCUAGAGGGCAAUUGGGCUGUCGUGGCGGAGGGCAUCCAGACCGUGCUGCGCCGGGAGGGCUACCCGAAGCCGUACGAGGCGCUCAAGGACCUGACGCGCGGCAACGCGCAUGUUACGGAGGAGACGGUGCACCGCUUCAUCCAGCAGCUCGAGGGCAUCACAGAGGAGGUGCGGCAGGAGCUGCUCGCCAUUACGCCCUUCACGUACGUGGGCUACACGGCGCGUCCCUGA